Molecule: messenger RNA, 680 nt
Organism: Strongylus vulgaris
Lineage: Eukaryota; Metazoa; Nematoda; Chromadorea; Rhabditida; Strongylidae
Source: the annotation of a GenBank genome assembly
AUGACAACGAUUCCAUGGUGGAAGACGACAUCUAUCCCAUGGUGGAGGACACAUCGUGUCUCUUCGACAAAAUCAAGCACUCCUAUGACAACAACAACGCAGACUACCACAGUUGAGACCACAACUCAGACAACUAGAAGGCCUCGCCCCACCACAACCGAAGCUACCACGAUAACUACUGAGGGCACAACUCGUCCCACGACGACGACAACAGAAGCUCCAAGGACGACGUUAACGACGACUACAGAAGCUACGACGAUGACAACGCGAGUAUUCAUCACAACAGCUACAGUCCCCGAUAAUUGGAGAAGUACAGAAGUUGUUUUCAAGGGAUCCAAAGAGCAGGCUAACCCGGAGUUUAGUAUGGAUCAAAGUCCAGAAACAACAGAAGCAACGACACCUUCUUGGACGGAGCCACCACUUGAUUCUGAAGAGGAGUCUAUGAUGCAUCGCGAAUCGCAAACGCCAAGACCUGAAGCACCAGCUCCACCAUUUUGGACAGGAAAAGUUGAAGCUGCAAGAAAAUCCCAAGAAGAGCAAGAGGACGAAGAACCAAAAUUCGUGACAACUCGUCCAAUUCAUAUUAUAUCUUUAGACGGUAAGACAAUCUUUCAAUUCUUCAGUAUUCACAAGAUUCUGAAUGAAAGAAAAUUAUCGCAUAUAAACGGAAGGCUAUGAAA